AUGAACAGCCUGUUCGAUCACGGAAACUCCCAGUUUGUCAAGACGAAUAUCGCCACUUGGAUUCUGACCUGUGCGUCAGGAGCCUUCCUGUUCUUCCGCGUGUGGUGUCGAAUACGCUUUUCAAGGCUCUCUUGGGACGACUAUGUGCUCACUACUUCAUGGUUCAUCUUGUUCGUGGCCUGCAUCCUCCUAAGCCGCGCCCUUGCGACGGGCUAUGAGACCGACGCCGACAAGCGCGCCUUUUACAUUUUCCACCAUGCAUCGACAUCGAUGAGCGCCAUAGCGAUUGCCUGGACAAAGGUCGCCUUCGCCAUCACCCUGAUUCGCAUCGUGCAGAACCCUGGUUUGAGGGGUGUUCUCUGGGCCAUCAUAUUGACGGCCAAUCUUGUCCUCGUUCUCGGCAUGCUGUCCAUCUGGAUCCCAGCCUGCGAAGACGCAAGGGCAAUCUACCGCCCCGUACAAGGCCUGUGUUUCAGCCUGCGCGACACACAGUACCUCGGCGGUACGACCAUUGUGUAUGGGGGCGUCAUCGACGUCGUGCUAGCCCUACUGCCCUGGCUUGUUAUAAGAAAGCUCCUGUUGGACAUGAGAGAAAAGAUUGGGUUGACAGUCGCCAUGAGCCUCGGCGCACUAACCGGUGCUGUUGUGAUCUGCCGCGCCUUUUUCCAGUUCAUAAUGUUGGAUAACGACUUUGAAUUUAUGGCUUUCUUGUCCAUAUUUAACUUUUUGGAGCCGGCCGUUACCAUCAUUGCCCAGACAAUUCCCGUUUUCCGAGUACUUCUCGCCAGGUUCAAAUGGGGACCGUGGGCCAACAACGGCCGUCGUCGAGGCGCCUCAACGACGGACACCUAUGCCAGAUCUGGCCCGCGAGAAAUGCAGACAUGGAACGGCAGACCUAAUAGGUGGGAAGACGACCAAGAGAUGCUUCAUAAUCCUGUCAGCCCAGCACGAUAA
Canariomyces notabilis is the source of this 954-nucleotide messenger RNA. RefSeq lists its product as uncharacterized. The transcript has 4 exons. The record is from RefSeq and is a predicted model, not a curated record. The coding region runs from base 1 to 954 and encodes 317 amino acids. Lineage: Eukaryota; Fungi; Ascomycota; Sordariomycetes; Sordariales; Chaetomiaceae.